AUAGUAGAAAAUGCACAGCCAACUUAUUCUGCUACGUUCUUUCUGAUCGAAAUGAUUCAGUCCCCCGUUCAGUUAGCCCCAACAGAUUAAAUUUUUAAUGUAACAUAUUUUUUUUGGGUAGAAGUUUCAAAAAUUUACUUCCUUGAUUCAGUUCCAUUUGCUUGAAAAACCAUGAAAAAUGUUCAAGAAAAAUCUGUGAAAACAGCUAGAAAAACUAGUCAGUUUUUAAUAAUAGUAAUACUCAGAUAAGUUAUGUUAACUGAACGACUUUUUUUCAAUCUCGAACAGGCCGGGUUGAAGCAAACGCAGGCGGACCAGGCGAAUUUUGCUGCCCAAAAUUAUAUAGAGAAGAUAUAUGGACGCCACAGCACUUUAAAACGAAUGUUAUGGAUUGGUUUCUUGAUAUCGCGGACGCGGAAUUAUUAUGUACAUGCGAAGAAACUUCUUCCAAAACUUCAAACGAUACCUGCAGCGUUGAAAAAAGCUGUACAGAUCAUCGGGAAAACAGCUCUACAGACAUUGACAGCGAAAAUAAUCAAUGCGUAGAUGUCAAGUCUUCGUAUUCAUCUGACGCAUAUUGUCAGUGUGGUUCAGGUAUAGAGGAUGAAGAAAUGAGAACUUAUGAUGCUCAAUAUUCAGGCAGCAGUGGGUCAUCAAUUUUAUCAUCGUGCACUAUCUGCUCCAAUGCGACAUUGUGUUCAAACUGUAAAUUGUCUUCUUAUAAAGAAAACUCAGAUCACAGAUUAGAUAAUCAACCUGAUCUAACAAUAUGUAAGAAAUGUGCUGCAGACAGAAGGCCGAAGACAGAAGUGCAUGAAGACGUGGCAUAUCAUAAAGAUUCUCAAAUGCUAGAUCUUGAUAAAUACUGUCAUUAUAAAGAUUGGGAUACCAUUUAUCGCAUAAGAACUCAAAUUCCGGAUGAUGAACAAAUGAUACAGGUGGAUAAAGACCAGUUGAUGAUGCGUGGUGAAGACGUACCACUAAAACUAGAAAGACAAGAUCAUCAAAUAACUGAAGCGGAUAGAAACAUAUUUACAGAUGCAUAUAAGCCACUUGAAACACGGAAAAUCAGUUUGAACAGUGAAUAUAGAUGCGAAUACGGCUUGAAUAUAAAAAUCCAUCAGCCACAACAUUAUUCGUGUUAGGAUUCGAAGAUAACGGGUCAUAAGCCCAUGCAACUUAUGUUAUGAACAAAUGCUAUGUGAGAAACUUAAUAGGGUUGGUAUGGGCUGAAAAUUUGCAAUUAUUCCGCUUCUUACCUUCAUUAGGUCUUGAUAAAGAGUUUUUUUUAUUUGAUUUUAUCAUGAUGAAAACAUUUUCAUACUCGACACACUUUGCACUAACAUACAAUUCACUCUGUAUUUGAAAAUAUGUCUCAUGUGUUAUCAUAAUUAUUAAUGUAUUGCAUUGAUUAUCAUUAAUUAUCCGAUAUCGAUGGAACAACAUCGAUGGAUGACGACGGCAUCAUCAUUGAUGUCUACAUGAUUCUUUAUAGAUACACAAAUUCGGGAAUAAAUUAUAAAGCAGAUAGAAUGAACACGGUAAAACACCAUAAUUUUAUACGUUCGAAAAAGUAAAAUUUCGAUAAUCAUCACUUUAAUACGCUCCUUACGAAAUCGCACCCACUGCGUAUUCGGUAGAUAAAAAUUUGAGCGUACAAAAAUGCAAUGAUUCAAGUAUUACAAUAGUAAUAUACGUGAAUUAUAUCAGAAUGUGCUUCUGGUUACAAUUUAAAUGGUACAAUACGGAUAGUAUGAUGACAAAUAAUAAAAUUUUAUCUCUCAAAUGAUCAACUUGGAUAUUUACAAUAAUGAUGUGAAUGUUAGCUGACUUCUGAAUGAUGAUUGUCAUGCUAGUCAGGUGAUUAGUCCACACCACUCAUAUGAAAUAAGAAGUAAACUAUCUUUACUAGGUAAAAAGAAGCGAAUGAACUUGUCAAAGCGUAAAAAGGAUUGCUGUAAAUUUAAAUAGUUUUAGUUAGAAAAUGAAAUCAGAAUACAGUAGAAUCAUCUAUAUCACAUGCAACGACUAGUUUUCAGCAUAUGAGUGGUGUGUUUUUGUCUAAUAAAUUGCUGAUGAAUUUAUGUUUUACAUAAUACUGCACAGAACCCUUUUGCAAUGCAAGUUGUAAAUACUUCUGCUCUCAUCCCGUUGUUAGUAAAAUAAAUAAUUGAUUGUA
This is a messenger RNA of Athalia rosae (coleseed sawfly), 2179 nucleotides long. RefSeq lists its product as uncharacterized. Lineage: Eukaryota; Metazoa; Arthropoda; Insecta; Hymenoptera; Athaliidae. The record is from RefSeq and is a predicted model, not a curated record. The transcript is spliced from 2 exons. The coding region runs from base 387 to 1145 and encodes 252 amino acids.